This is a messenger RNA of Synchiropus splendidus (mandarinfish), 2487 nucleotides long. It is a transcript of the gene nol9, whose product is annotated as nucleolar protein 9. The record is from RefSeq and is a predicted model, not a curated record. Bases 224 to 2272 code for a protein of 682 amino acids. Gene Ontology annotation, molecular function: polynucleotide 5'-hydroxyl-kinase activity. NCBI's taxonomy places the organism in Eukaryota, Metazoa, Chordata, Actinopteri, Syngnathiformes, Callionymidae. Gene Ontology annotation, biological process: cleavage in ITS2 between 5.8S rRNA and LSU-rRNA of tricistronic rRNA transcript (SSU-rRNA, 5.8S rRNA, LSU-rRNA). Gene Ontology annotation, cellular component: nucleus. The transcript is spliced from 13 exons.
CGGCCACCCGGCUGCGGCUUGUUUGUGGCGCACACAUGUUAGCUAACGUGCUAGCUUCGCUGCGCCGACUGCUCAUGUAAACAUUGAAGUUCGUUCAUGCGUGGUGAUAGUGUUAUUAAAAGCUGUCGGCUUUCUUACAACCCUACAUUUCAUGAACGACGUCAUAUUUGCGUGUAGCUCCCACCCCCGUUACUUCCACUGCAGUACCUGAGACUCAUGAACCAUGAAGGUAAACAAACAUGCACAGGUCAAAGUCAAAUCACAAAAGUGGACAAAGGUGAAAGGGAACCGGAGUCGGGGUCCCAUCAGACCCUCUGAUCUUAACUCCAGUCCUGUCAUGGCCAAACUAGUCCAGGAGCACCAUGCUAAGAAGAAAAAGCCCAGUGUGAAGAGACUCAAGGGCAAGGUCAAGUCAGUGUCUGGUGCUCCGAUAGAAAGCAGAAAGCCUUGUACUAAUGGAGGAGUUUCCAUGGAGUCAGAGGACUCAGAGGACUGGGAGGAGUAUUCCAGGUCACUCCAGAUGAACGGCAUGGACACUGAUGAUGGUCAGCUGGCUCGCCUAGAAGGAGAUGCGCUUCAUCACUGCGCCGAACGAGAUGACCAAAAGAACCAUGCAGUGCUGGUCAUGCAGAAGGAUCAGACUUUGUGUUUUCGUGGCAAGUGUUUCCUCACAUGCUUGUACGGUCGCGUGGAAGUUAUGGGCUUCACCAUCGAGGAGGGUCAGGAGUCGUAUCCUGUCCUCUCACCUGCGUCACACUGUCCCCUCACCAUCACUGCCCUCAGGAACUCGGACAAUAGCAGAGACCCCAGCACAGAAGUGGGCCCAAUACUCCAAAAGUACCUUCCCACAGCGUCUUGUAAACGGUUAUUAAGGAGAGUCAAGUCAAAUUCGUCCCUCAUCUUACUGGAGCCCAUGGUGACUCCCCUGACGCGGUUUCUCUCCAGCUUCCCUGGAUUCAAUGAGCUGUUCAGCCCCACCAUGAGUGAGCUCAUGUCUGCUGUCCUGGACACUCCUCUAAAUGGUUUGGGAAUGGUCCCCCUUCUCAGCGCUGUUCACGGUCUGAAGUUAUCUCAGAGCUGCAGAGAAGCUCUGGACAGUGUGGUCAGCGCCUGCAGAGGAGACAUGGACGGCUGUGCAGUCAUCCUCGUCUGUGGGGCCAAAAAUGUCGGCAAGUCCACUUACAUCAGAGUUCUCCUCAACACUUUACUCAACCACACAACCAGUGUCGAUUAUUUGGAAGGUGACUUGGGUCAGACAGAGUUCACUCCCUCCGGCUGCCUCUCCAUGACGACCGUCAGAGAGCCUCUGCUGGGUCCUCCGUUCACACAUCAGCGGACGCCUGAUCACAUGGUCUACUACGGUGAGACCUCUUGUGAGAAGGACCUGAACCGCUACCUGGAGUCUCUCAAAUCUCUAUGGAGCCGGCGGCCGCAGAACAGAGAGACCCCGAUCAUCAUAAACACGAUGGGCUGGGUCAAAGGAUUCGGCUUUCAGCUGCUGGUGGACAUGAUCCGGUUCUUCCCAGUCACACACGUGGUCCAGUUGUCACACGGCGGGGUCACCCAAUGUCCCGCUCUUACACCGGGGUUCCUCAGGAUGGCUCAGGGUUUCCAGACGCACCCGCCGGCCCAGACGGCUCUGGACGAGCUGAACGAGUACCAGAGUCCGCCCCGGAACUACGUCCUGCAUCUCGUACAUUCGGACUUCGAACUCGCUGGACGGCAAGGAAACUCGAGACACCAGCGUGCCAACGAGCAGCGGGAGCUCUCCCUGCUGGCCUACCUGAGUGACCUCCAGUCUCCAGACCCUGGCCCUGUCAGACCUCUGCAUGCCCUCACACCGUACCAGGUUCCCCACACUGCCGUGGCUCUGGGUGUGACCCACUGUGAAGUGGCCCCCACUCACAUGUUCUACGCUGCCAACGCCAGUCUAGUGGGACUCUGCUGCCUCGGGGAGAAGGUGACCAGCCGGGGCGGGCCGGUGGUUCUCAGCCAGCCGCCCAUCUGUCCCUGUGUGGGCUUCGGUGUCCUCCGAGGCGUCGACAUGGCUAGAGGCCUCUACUUCCUGCUGACCCCCGUUGAGCCGUCCGUCCUCCGAAAGGUCAACUGCCUCCUGCUGGGCGCCAUUUCACUGCCGUCCUGCAUCCUCACCUCCCAGGACGCCACGGCAGGUGAACUGCCGUACAUCACCACAGACUACAGCUUCGACAUCACAGGCGCCGGGAAGAUCCGAGUUUUCAAGGGACUCCUGAGACCUGAACACCUGAAGUGAUGGACUGUAUUUGCCAAACCACAGGGACUCCUUCAUGUACGAAACUGAACUUUUCACCUCCUGAAGUCGGUUUGUCACCCGGCUGCAGAUUCGCGCGGCAUGAUGUUGGACGCUGCGCCACCUCUUGAACAACAGCAGAACUGAGCGUUUGUUUUUUUGUGACAUUCCUAUGUUCAAGUUGAAUCAAGAAUAAAACAGAGUCAUGUUCUUAAGAA